CAUCGCUCUGUCAGUGGCGGCUGCUGCCUGCUCCGGGAGCGGGCUGAGCUGUGGCGGCCGAAGCUGGCAGAGCUGGACGCCAGCGCCGGGCUUUGCCCGCUUCUACUUGAAGCUGUGAAUUCCUUUGGACAACUGAUGAUAUUUAUCAUUGUGCCCAGUUUCUACAAAUAAAAAAAUGGGUGGAUUAUUUUCUCGAUGGAGGACAAAACCUUCAACUGUAGAGGUUCUGGAAAAUAUAGAUAAGGAAAUUCAAGCAUUGGAAGAAUUUAGGGAAAAAAAUCAGAGAUUACAAAAAUUAUGGGUUGGAAGAUUAAUUCUCUACUCUUCAAUUCUCUAUCUGUUUACAUGUUUAAUUGUAUACUUAUGGUACCUUCCCGAUGAAUUUACAGCAAGACUUGCCAUGACACUCCCAUUUUUUGCUUUCCCGUUAAUCAUCUGGAGCAUAAGAACGGUGCUUAUUUUCUUCUUUUCCAAGAGAACAGAAAGAAAUAAUGAAGCAUUGGAUGAUUUAAAAUCCCAGAAGAAAAAAAUACUUGAAGAAGUCAUGGAAAAAGAAACUUAUAAAACGGCUAAAUUAAUUCUUGAAAGGUUUGAUCCGGACUCAAAGAAAGCAAAGGAGUUGGAGCCGCCAUCUGCUGGAGCAACUAUAACUGCAAGACCUGGACAAGAGAUUCGUCAGCGACCUGCAGCUCAAAGAAACCUUUCUCCAGCACCAGCAGGCUCUAGCCAGGGCUCUCCCCCAAAAGUUCCAGUAUCUCCUGGACCACCAAAGGACACUUCAGCCCCUGGUGGACCCCCAGAAAGAACUGUUAUUCCAGCCUUAUCGUCAAAUGUGUUACCAAGACGUUUUGGAUCCCCUGCUACUUCAGUGCCUGGAAUGGGUCUUCAUCCUCCUGGUCCACCUUUAGCAAGACCUAUUCUGCCCCGAGAACGAGGUGCUCUGGAUAGAAUUGUUGAAUAUUUAGUUGGUGAUGGUCCACAGAACAGGUAUGCCCUUAUAUGUCAGCAGUGUUUUUCUCACAAUGGCAUGGCUUUGAAAGAAGAAUUUGAAUACAUUGCUUUUCGUUGUGCCUACUGUUUUUUCUUGAAUCCUGCAAGAAAAACCAGACCCCAGGCUCCAAGACUUCCAGAGUUUAGUUUUGAGAAGGGGCAGACUUUGGAAGGCUCAAGUACAGUUGGUUCCUUGCCCUCAGGAAGUGUGAUUUCAUCAGAGAACCAGAUCAGUGAAGAAUCUUUAGAAGAACAAGAUGUUCUAGAUAACAGUACAGAGCAGACAGAUGACAAAAUACCGGAUACAGAGCAGACAGACCCAGUGAUUGAACAAGCAUCUGGCACAGAGAAACCAGAGGAGAAGCAAGAAGAGACCAAGAAUGAGGAAACCUCAAUGAAUAAAGCCAAAUCAACAGUUCCCAGAGCUGAUGCUAUUCCUAAUCCUGAACUAAGUGGAGAAUCUUCGACAAUGUAGUAAAUGCUUCCACGUGCCUUCAACUGGAUAUUUGUAGUCUUGUUGAUGUCAGUUAUUGCUUUCUUAGGUGGUACUUUUUUUUUCCCCCUCUAAAGACAUGCUUGAUGUCAUCUGAAUUUCUGAUUGCCUAGCUAUUUCAAUAUGUCAAAGUUAUGUCUACUGCUAUUAAAAUUAAAAGCAAGUGAUAUCAGUAAAGUAAAAUCCUUUUUAAUGUAUAAAACCCACACUGUUUAGACAGCUUUUAGGUAUUUUUUUCCAUUAUAAAUAUAAACAAAUAUAGCAGUUUUGUUUUUUAUUUGUGACCUGUAAAUACUAUCCAUUUUGACAUAGGAAGAACUUUGGUUAGGAAUAAGUUCUAAUGGCGUUUGUUUUAAGGAAUGAAACUCAAUUAAGAUUUUUAAUACUACAUCAUUAAAAUGGAUAGAAUUUUAACUCUUGAGAUAUUUUCCAAGGGGUAAAAUGUCUAUUUAGGCAUUUAUAUUAAGAGGUAUGAAAGUUACUACAGUAACAAUAUAGGCAUUGGUAUGAAUUCUCAGUAAGAAUGCAAUCGAACAGUCAAGUGCAGUGUUAAUUUUGAUGUCUCUUUUUUUGCACCUGGGCCAGAGGUACCUGAUGUAUAUAAUUAGCUUAUGUUUACGUAUUAACAUAUAGGAACUAUCUCUGCACUUGACUGUACUUGAAUUUUGAGCAUUAUUUAUAUUUGUAAAAUGAUGAUAUUAUAAGUGAAUUUUGUGCUCUAUUAUGUAUUUUGUUAAGGAAAAUAAAGAUGAUCUGGCAGCAAUUUCUUUCUGUUAAAUACCUAGACUUCUUCAGACAGUAUCUUGGUGGCUGACAUGGCUACCUGAAAAGUCUUAGGAGGAAAAGCUCACAAUUCAAUAAAUCAAUAGAUUCUGCUAAGAGCAAAUUAUGAUCUUUUUAUUCAGACUUGUUGCCUUUCAAAUUCAGAGAAAUAGUGACAUUUAGAGGUUCUAAUCAGAGGUUAGAUUUUUCUGAUUCAUGAAAUCCUUAGGCCAUUUGUAGUUUUUAAUUUUGAGAGACAUAGUUUUGUGAGAAUAGGCAGUUAAUUACUAGUAGUUCAUUGGAUUUAAUAUGUGUAUUAAGGAUUAACUGGGAAAUUUUUUUGACCCAGAAUAGUAAUUCUUGUACUUUAAGUACAGUGUUGUUAUCUUUUCUCUCUUCCUUUUAUCUCUCUUCUCUAUUAUUAAAAAAAAUUGAAAUCAAGUUAUGCCAAAGGGAGGAAUAUAUAGGAAUGGUGUAUAUGGCAAGUAUUUCUAAGUUGUACACAGUUUAUUAAAAAUUUAAUAAAAUACCAUUUGUUACCAUUUAAAAAUUCAUCUUUAUGAUUUAAUAUCUUAUAUCUGACAGGUAUUUUUAAGGAAUCUAAAUCUGUUGAUAGUCUGAGGCAUCAUGGUAUAGUGACCAGAGUUUUCAAGAUUACAGGACUGGGCUUAAAUUCCAGCUCUUCAGUCUUGGGCAAAUCAGCUGAUCUCUCUUUUCAUCUGUAAAAUUGGAAGAAUAAUACCUACUUUUUCAGGUAUGGGGACAAUUAAAAAUAAUUUAUGUAGUGUGCCUAGCUCACUGCCUGAUAAUUAAUAGAUAUUAAGUAAAUGGUAGCAUUUUAUACUAUUGAUAUCCUUGUGAAAUAUGGAAGGGCUAUAAAUUCUUCCUCUUGCAGAUAAGGAAAUGAAAAAACAAUAUGCACAUAUAAUUCAGCUGUUCAAAAUCAAGCCAAAGUUUUCUGCAUCAGCUUUUCUUUAUCAUAUACAUGUAUAUAAAUGCAUAGGUUAAGAAAAUAGGAACCUGAAACUGUGGAAUAUAAUACUACAGGAUAUAGACACUCUCUCUUUUUUUUUUUUUUUUGAUGAAGCCCAUCAGAUUUUUUGUGUGUUAUUGGCCCAUAACACUUUAGUAACACCUUGCUGAGUCUUCUUGUUAUAAAGCAUUCAAAUUCUGAUGUACAUUACUGGAAAAUGAGGAGUACCUCAGAGAAAUAUAAUUUAAUGAUAGAAUUAAGCAGAUAUUAUGGAAAGUAUCUAUGGAAGAAGGUUAAAAGGUUAAAAGGUAAAUUAAUGCAACGGGUAACAUACUGUAAUCAUAUAGUACCCUUUAAAAUAGAAAAGUUUAUUUUGACAUUGUAAUAAACAGCUAAUGGUUGAAAGAGUGGUAAAAUGUCCUAUUUCUGAUUAUUAAGACUAGUAUAAAUGAGGAAAAGCAAACUAAUAAGUGCUGUUAGUUAGAGUGAUCUUAACUUCCCUACUUACUAAUGCUCAACAGGUCAUCACCUAAAUUUUUCUCACUGUACCCUCAGCGUAAUCUACAGUCAUGAGCUGGCUUCUCUCUCCUUGGCUCUUCCACCAUUAUGCUGCAGUCUCAGGGCCUCUUUCAGUUCUCUGACCAAGCUAAACCCUUUCCCAUCUUAGGUCUCAGCUUAAAUGUUCGUUCUUCAGAGAAAUGCCCUCCCAAGCUCCGCAUCUAAAGCUAGCCUCUGCCUUUUACUCUGUCAUGUUACUUUAUUAUCAUAAUGUGUAAGUAUUUUAUCUG
Balaenoptera ricei (Rice's whale) is the source of this 4006-nucleotide messenger RNA. It is a transcript of the gene LNPK, whose product is annotated as lunapark, ER junction formation factor. NCBI's taxonomy places the organism in Eukaryota, Metazoa, Chordata, Mammalia, Artiodactyla, Balaenopteridae. Gene Ontology annotation, cellular component: endoplasmic reticulum tubular network. Gene Ontology annotation, biological process: endoplasmic reticulum tubular network organization. The coding region runs from base 176 to 1465 and encodes 429 amino acids. The transcript has 13 exons. The record is from RefSeq and is a predicted model, not a curated record.